Trifolium pratense (red clover) is the source of this 1134-nucleotide messenger RNA. RefSeq names its product protein MAIN-LIKE 1-like. Lineage: Eukaryota; Viridiplantae; Streptophyta; Magnoliopsida; Fabales; Fabaceae. Bases 1 to 1134 code for a protein of 377 amino acids. The record is from RefSeq and is a predicted model, not a curated record. The transcript has 2 exons. Gene Ontology annotation, biological process: meristem maintenance; meristem development.
AUGUCGUUCGGUGAAAUGACAAUUACACUAGAUGAUGUUGCGUGUUUGUUGCAUAUUCCGAUUAGGGGUAACUUUUACACACUGUCAUCGUUCACAGAGGAAGAAGCUGCGACACUUGCAGCUGAUUUGUUGGGUGUCAAUGUUCAGUUUGCGGCCAGAGAGACAAGAAAGCAGCGAGGUAGAUAUUUUUCUCAACAAUGGCUAUUUGAUAACUAUAUAAGGCAGUGUUCUGUUAAGAAUUAUGAUUGUGCUGCUAGGUCGUAUUUGUUGUUGUUGGUAGGCUGUACAAUUUGCACUGACAAGAGUUAUACACGCGUAGAUGCAAAAUAUCUACUGAUGUUUAGGGUUUUGUCUACAUGUGGUAGAUUUGAUUGGGGUGCUAUUGCGUUGGUUGAAUUAUAUGAUAACUUGAAUGAUGUUUCUGUAUUUACCACAAAGGGGCUCGCUGCGUAUGUGUCACUUUUACAGUGUUGGAUUCACGAGUAUUUCCCUAGCCUUAGAAGGCAGGCUGAGUCUGGUCUUGACUGUGAUGUACCCGGUGCGAGUUUCCCUCGAGCUAGGAGGUGGAGGUAUAGGCAAGGGAAUGUGAAGCUUCUCGAAUAUCGACCAGUAAUGGAUGCAUUGACCCCUGAUGACAUGAUAUGGCGUCCGUUUCAAAAUCAUAGAGCUGCACUUCCUUUUGACCUGGUGGGUAUGUAUAGUGGUUAUCUGCGUGGGUGCACGGUAGUUCCUUACUUGCCUGAGAGAUGUAUCAAGCAGUUUGGCUACGUUCAAUAUAUACCACUACCACCACCUCCAGCUCCUGCCAUUGCUUUUGUUGAUAACGACUGGAUCGGUUAUGACAUCGUUGUUGAUCGGAUCGUUCAGCCGACACGUCCAGCGACAUAUGCUGCUGAGGCUGCAGCUGAUUACUUGUCGUGGUACUAUAUAGUAUCACAUCCUAGAGUAUGUCGCCAUGUUGAUGGACCGCAUGGAGCACAACUAGUUCCACAGUAUAUGCCAGCACAAGAUGAUCCGAUAGAAGCAGAUGCACCAGCUCCAGCAGAAGAUGACCUACAACACGAACGAAUAUGGAGAGGUACGAUUGGUUCCGCGUUGGAGAGAUUGGUCACGCGGUUAGAUCUCGAUAGAUGA